CUUCUCGUCGUCGCCCGCACGAGCCGCCGCCGCGCAGAGCCGCCGCACUCAGGCCCGAGCACACUACACACUCACAACAGCGCGCCCCGUUACGCGACAACCCUCCGCCGCCACUCGGCCCUGUCGAUCGCUCAGACGACAACGUCUCCCCAAUCUUCCUCUACCUGCGUCUCCCACCCUCGUGCCCUGCUCUUACAGACCAUUCCUCUGCCAAAAACUUAAAUACGAGCGCGAUGGCCGAAAGCACCAAGGCAGGCAACAAGAGCAGUGCCAACUUCAUGCGCCAGUUCAGGGACAAGAAGACUAGGGAGCUCAAGAACCUGACGGCCAGCCAGUUCAUGGACGUCUGGAGCCACUACGACAAGGACGGAAACGGCUUCAUCGAAGGACGAGAGCUGGACAACUUUCUCCGCGAAUUUGUUUCCAGCGUCAGUUUGUCCGAUGUAGGACCAGAGGUUGUGUCAGAGUCCAUGCUGGAAGAGCUCAAGGAGUGCUUCAUGGAAGCGUACGACGACAAUAAGGACGGAAAGAUUGAAAUCCGCGAGUUAGCCCAGCUGCUGCCGCUGGAAGAGAGCUUCCUCUUGCUCUUCCGUUUUGACAACCCGCUCGAGUCCAGCGUGGAAUUCAUGAAGAUAUGGCGUGAAUACGAUACCGACGGCAGUGGAUACAUCGAAGCAGACGAGUUGAAAAACUUCCUGAAGGAUUUGCUCCGAGAGGCCAAAAAAGACAGCAUCGAAGAAGACAAGCUGAUCGAGUACACAGACACCCUGCUACAAAUAUUUGACAGCAAUAAAGACGGCAAGCUACAGCUCAGUGAGAUGGCCAAGCUUCUUCCAGUAAAAGAAAACUUUCUCUGUCGUUCGGCCUUUAAGCUAACUGAUGCGACAGCGGGCGCAAGUAAGUUAACAAGGGAGGACAUAGAGCGAGUUUUCGCCCUCUACGAUCGGGACAAGAACGGCACGAUUGAAAAUGAAGAACUCAAGGGAUUUCUUAAGGACCUCCUGGAACUCGUCAAAAAAGACUACGACGCGCAAGACCUGGAGGAGUUCCAGGAGGCCAUACUGCGCGGCUGCGACUUCAACAAGGACGGCAAGAUCAGCAAGAAAGAGCUGACCAUGGUGCUUCUGGCACUGGCCAAGCACUCGGCCGACGAGGACGGCAAAUAGGCGGCGCCGCUUCCGCCGCGGCAAAGUCGCCCCCGUUUCCACUUUGCAUCUAUAAUACUUUACAACCAACUCUACCAUAGUUCUCUCUCUCGACCGCUAUUUUCCUUCUCAUCUUCACUACUCGACCCGAACCUUUCCAUCUAUUUGCCUCAAGCGGUGCGCACCGGCAGACAAGCUCGCGAACGACCCUGCUCGAGAGGGGCGCGCAGGCAGCGGACGCCGCCUCGCGCUCCUUGGAUUAGAGAGUGAGGAACGCGGCCUGAACACUCGGCGCUCAAGGUGUGAGCGCGCCGACAGGUCGGAACCGGGCUGAUCACGCGUAGCACGCACGAAGAGCGAACCUCGCGGCAUCGAUGCUUCGCGGUUGAGAGAAAGAGGGAGGCUACCCCCUCCGAAGACACAGGACGCCCCCGCCGCCGUUCUGGCAAAGCCAAGCUCCACUUCCUCGCGCUCCUAUUAAGGCGCUAGCGUUAGACGGGCCCCCCGAAAGAAAGAAAAAUAAACCCUGCGUAAUGCUAACUACUACUACUACUACUACUACUGCCCGAGUUGAAAGCGUAAGCACGUCCCUUGCCACACAACACCUCGAAUAACGCCCGAGUAACCUGGUCCUCCAGUCAGUUCAUGUCGCUACUUAUAAUCAGUAGGUAUAGUCUAAUCUCUGAAACAUGCACCCACCCAUUAUCAUGAAUUCGAGCGCAUGGCUUUUUGUUCUCAGUGCUGGGUGUUUCGCAGCUAAUUGCCCGAGAGAAACGCAAUACGUCAACCGGCCCUUCGGAGAAUAGGCGUUCGUAAGCGAAUAUGUGUCAACGCUAUGUGUAACCAAUUAGGGGGGGGGGGGGGAGAAGACUUCUUGAACAUCGUGACCAGAGCAGCAGGCUCGCCGAAAACAAGUACUUCGAGCAAGAACCUUUUUUUUCGUUCUUUCUUUUUAAGUACACUGUAUCGAGUGCUAAAACAAAAAAUUCUGUGACUUCGCAAAUAAAGGCGUGUUUGGUUGCUUCAGGCUGCAAGAAUGCUAGACCCGAGCACACACGCACCUUGCCACUUUCAUCCGUCACACGCGUCUUCCGUGCGUCUUGAUCUGAUCAGUCGAGCCAGGCUAGCCCCGAAGGUGAUAUCGCUGACGGCUGCUACUUACAAAAUUUAUUCUUCUGAUCGUCUCCUUGUCUACUGACUCUUUGCUCUACAGGUUUAUUAUCGACCAGGGGGUAUACAUUACAGUAUUACAUUUUAACAACCUUCAGAAGAUAUGUACGAUCAAUACUGUGGCACCUGAAGUAAUAAAGCUUUACUCGUCCGGCAUCAUGCAGCCGCUAAGAACAUCCAGCAAGAAUGCAAGUGAGCGAUUUGUGAGUCACAUUAGCGGAGAGCAUGCAACUUUUUUUUUUUACACCACUCAGAGCUGUUAAAAACUUAGAGAAUGUGCGAGUUUCAUUUAAGGCUAUGGAGUCAGCUUGAAUGUAAAGUUAUAUAGCGCACGGGCAUGCGUCGCAUACAAUAAUUCAACGCUGAAGAAGCCCCGUGUUUAAAUAACGGAAGCAUUGAGCUUAUUGCUAAAAAGGACGCAAGCUAAGUUGGACCACGGUAUAUAUGCGUUGAUUUUUUUUUUUCCGCACAAGUAAACGAGAACUUCCCUCCUUUAGAUAAUGCAGGCUAUAAAUAUUGCUGCACUCAAGAUACGACGUCACAUUAUACGACAACUUCAAUUCGUUCUUUCGGCCGAUAUACCGUUCGUUCGAAUUUGCGCUCAGGAAGGUUCCAUGCCCGCAGCACUUGAAUGGUGCCAGCAACUCGCGAUAUAAUUAUCAAACCAUUCGGUAGACGUAAUGCACGUGCGUGGCACUCUCUCAUAUCAUUUUGCUCCCUGCAUUGGAAGUUGCGCGCACGAGUUCUUUUUUUUUUAUUUCCCCUCCGUGAAUUUUUUGUGCGUAAGCUUAAUUUAAUGAUGAUGCAGUUUUGUUGUCAAGCGCUGCGUCAUGCGCAUACCGUUAAAGAUGGUUUUCCUUGCGAACUUCAAUGUCAUCUGUGCUUACCACGAAAUGUUUCCUUUUGUCUGACGUGUGUCGCUGUUCAGUAUACCUUUCGGUGUAUACAAAGUUACCGCUUUAGCUACAAGAAAAAUGUAGCUGCCACGCUGUUUAAAUAUCAAACGUUGUUGACCUUGAGAUGUGUUUAACCAGAUGUAUACGCUCCUUUUCGAAAGACACCAAACUGACCAUAAUAAAGAUGAACUUAUGCCCGUU
Messenger RNA from Rhipicephalus sanguineus (brown dog tick), 3412 nucleotides. RefSeq names its product calbindin-32 (gene Cbp53E). Lineage: Eukaryota; Metazoa; Arthropoda; Arachnida; Ixodida; Ixodidae. The record is from RefSeq and is a predicted model, not a curated record. Bases 234 to 1166 code for a protein of 310 amino acids. Gene Ontology annotation, cellular component: dendrite; cytosol; nucleus. The transcript is spliced from 12 exons. Gene Ontology annotation, molecular function: calcium ion binding. Gene Ontology annotation, biological process: regulation of long-term synaptic potentiation; regulation of presynaptic cytosolic calcium ion concentration.